AGCAGCCAUGCCCCGUUUUCAAUACUCUCUGUUUUGUUUGGUUCUACUUGGAUUUAUUCUUCACGCAAAUGCCUUAAAACUAGCCGAAAGAGCCGCGGAUGACGAGCCUCAUCCUUACUGCAUAUUGGGGCCAGACCAAGAAGGUGUGUCAAAGUUUCAACUAGGACCAGGAGGCACCGAAUAUCGUAUAUGUCGGAGAGGCCACUUCUUUAACUUUAAUCCAGGACCUUUGGGACCAAUAGGAUGCACGACAUGUCCACGAAACACCCAUUACAUGGACAGCAGGAACUACUGCCCACAAUGCAAACAGUGCACAGUCUGCGGUGACAAUGAAAAGGAGAUCGUAUCCUGUACCCCAUAUCGCAACAGAAUUUGUGAGCCAACGAUCAUCAUUCCAUCCAACGUUACAGUUGAAAAUCAAUAUGAUUUUACAACCAUGGAUUCGACAACUGCACUGGCAGAUGCUACAUUAACAUCUACAACACCGCCAACUUGCCCUCCAUGUGUUUCACGAGCACCAACCAACAAUUCUUCUUCAACAACAUCGGUAACAAGAAAAGAGGAUGAAUUGACACAACAAAACCAGUGUAUAGACCAAAAUAUUGUGAUAGUGUCCACAUUUUGUGGUGUAUUUGGACUAAUUGCAGUGAUUGAGUUUGUGUUGAUUCUAUACUGCAAACGGAGAAAAAAACAGGAAGGAAACAAUCCAAACAAUGGCCCUGCGGAUGCAUACAGGAGAGUACCACCAGGAGAUAUCUGUCUUCAGAAUUUGUAAUCAAAGUGGCAUCAUGGAAUGGAAGUAAACACCGCAAGAAGUUUCAGCCAAACAAGAUGAGAGCAGAGUUUAUAAAAUGUUUAUGCAAUAUGUUAUGUUUCGCUUAGCAUAUUAAAUAGUUAUAUUGAAGCACCAAUUAAAGACCAUACCGAGGCUGAAUCGGAUUACUUUGAACACGUAGCAGGGUAUUUUGAUUUGAAAAUUUAUUAUCAUAAAUUUAUUAUUAUCAUGCAAGAGCAAACACUCUCGCUUUUCAAACGGCUCUUGUCUACAGGUUUUGGUAAUAAUUUGCACUCAUUUAGAUUCAUGCUUUGUAAUAUGCCUGUGGGAUGUUUAUCAGCUCGGAGAACACUUAUAUGUGAUUAUGGAAAACAAAAUUUUCGAAGCUAUACAUGCCUGGAUAAAGUGUGUGAUGCAGGCACAGAAUGUCAUAUGGUAUAUUUUCACGACUAUAAAUUAUUUCUUAUUUAUUCUACAGAGCUUUCUAUUUUGGCAAUUUAUGAAAAAAUAGUGGAGAGGCUACACGUACCAUAGGCAUUAUGUAAAAUUAUGCUGCAUUAAACCAGACUUCUGAGUUCUCCUCUCCACCAGACAAAGCCUUAAUCUCAAUUGUGGAACAUUUAAGCAAUAAUUCAAUCUUUUGCACACGGAUUCAUUUGAGGUUGCAUUUUGUACAUUUUGUUCGUGUCUCCAUUGAAGUGCCACGAUGCAGCACAGAGGGACAUUACAGAGUGUUUGGAACGUUACAAUAUUUCAACAACGAAUGCCAUUGAUGAAAAUCAAUCACUUAAGGACUUUUACCGUGAAUAAAAUCCAGUUGUCUGUUUACGA
Patiria miniata (bat star) is the source of this 1606-nucleotide messenger RNA. RefSeq names its product tumor necrosis factor receptor superfamily member 16-like. The record is from RefSeq and is a predicted model, not a curated record. The transcript is spliced from 8 exons. Bases 8 to 775 code for a protein of 255 amino acids. Gene Ontology annotation, molecular function: protein binding. NCBI's taxonomy places the organism in Eukaryota, Metazoa, Echinodermata, Asteroidea, Valvatida, Asterinidae.